Molecule: messenger RNA, 977 nt
Organism: Triticum dicoccoides
Lineage: Eukaryota; Viridiplantae; Streptophyta; Magnoliopsida; Poales; Poaceae
Exons: 2
Coding region: 1-636 (211 amino acids)
Source: RefSeq, a predicted model, not a curated record
AUGGCGUUGGGACUCCGGGAAGGCGGCGCCGGCGAGCUGCAGGGCAAGGAGGGCAGCGGUGAGGCCACGGCGGCGGCUCCGGCGUACCGCUACGCCGCGACCGACUCGUUCGCGUACGACGACAUGCCGCCGCUGCCGCAGCAGAUGGACCGGCAGCCGCCCGUGGUGCUCGGCGGGGAGGGGAUGCUCGGCGACGGCCGGAUCCCGGCGUCCGUGUUCGAGCGGGACACGUCGGAGCCCGGCAGGGACUGGAGCAUGAUGUCCACCGAGUCGGUGUUCGGGCUCCAGGUCGCGCCCUCCUGCGACUUCACCGGCUACUUCCUCUCGCACCCGGAGCUCAUGGACAUCGCCACGCCGCCCCGCGACAGCUCCGCCACGUCCACGCCGCGCCAGUUCAACGCCGUCCCGGAGCUCGGCGACGCCGCCCCGAGCUACUCCUUCGCCUUCCCCAAUCUGAUGGAGGACAAGAGGUACAGCUCCAAGAGAGCUCGGCAAUCUAUCGACAUGCCGCCGACGCCGAGAACGGCGGAGCCGGCAGCGGAGACGCCGGCGCCGGAGGGGGCAAGCAGCGAACCGGAAGCGGAGCCCGAAGCGCCCAAGGGCGGCAUGUUCUCGUGGAUGCCCUGCUGCUCUUGAUAAACGACGUCAACGGAUCGCCGGCGGCCAAAACCGGCUAGGAGGGGUGAUCAUCUUGUCGGGACCAUCACCGGCAACAUUAGCUCGAAUGGUCGAAAAUGGCGGCCAGAGACAGGAAAAGGAAGUAUGAAAUUAUGGAUCGAUUCGAAGGACAAAAAACACAAUCAAAACCAGCUUUUAAAAUUUUUCUUUGCCCCAGAGUGGUGUCUUGUAAUAGAUUGCUUCCCUUUUUGGUCACAAAUGUCGCCCACAACGAUGAAUUUGAGAUUUAUGUGAACUAUCCAUUUAACAUUUCAGAUCUUCUGAAUGUAUAUAACAAGAGAAAAAACAGGUUAAACUCA